Molecule: messenger RNA, 956 nt
Organism: Cuscuta epithymum
Lineage: Eukaryota; Viridiplantae; Streptophyta; Magnoliopsida; Solanales; Convolvulaceae
Source: the annotation of a GenBank genome assembly
AUUGAAAAUGAAAGAGAAGAGAGUCAAUAACAAUCCAAAUCCAUUUAUGUGGUCGCUAGGGCUCAAUCCCAAGGUGUCAAGCUCCAAAUGGAUCAAUUAUUUAGUUGCUUACCGGGCUAUUGCUCUACUGGCGGAUUGCGGAGUAUUGGGAGUAGUGCAGAUUGCAGACAACAGUCGACGGUCAACAAACAAGCGGUCGUGGAGGCGGGGUUCGGUGGUGCGGCAGCGCCGUGGCGGGCUGGUGCUUGUGGUUGGCGGUUCGCAGGCUCGGUCAAGCGGAGCUUCGUCUUUCCGACUUCCUCCGCGACUCUGCGUUCUUCUUUCUAUUUCUUCAGAUUUUGGAGCUGGGCUGGCAGAUUAGUACGAAGUAAUACAGAGUACUAGUUCUUUUUGGGCCCUCCAAAACUUUGGGCCCUGUGCAGCUGCACAUGGAAGACAUGUCCUGGGCCGGCCCUGUCUCAGUGGGUAGAGACGAAUGUCUCCACAACCCGUAGCAGUUACGCCUCCAGGCACAAGGCAGACACGACGGACGUCGCCACACCUUGUCUAGGGCCACAUGAGAUAAAGCCCCAAGCUAACUAACGCACAUUUACACAAGGGUCAGAAGAUGUACGGCCCGCAACCCUUUGCAGAUAUUACCAAGGGCAAAUCCCAAGUUCGGGAGGACGCUCGUCUCCAUGAAUAGGCGGGAAACUAAUAUCUUGGCGGGAAGCGCAUUUAAUACUAGAGACUUGGUGGUUGAGGCUUCAGCCAUCUACAGCUCUCCACGUCAACAUAUUUAACUGUCCCUUGGUAGUAUAAAUAGUAACAUUUAUUUCAUUAUUGUAAGGGGUUGACAACUUACCCGGCCUUAGCAUUCUAGCAUUCAGAUAGCUCUUAGUUUAUUACUCGCAGCUCUUAUACUCGAGUGUGAGACGUACGGCCGUUGGCCUUAGCAUAAGUGCAGUGUAACGAGG